AUGUCUCAUCUACCAUCAUCUCAUGAAGGAGAUCAUCAUACACAUACAUAUAUUCCAAGACGAGAACGAACACUUUCGCAAUGUGAACGUACAUUACAAAGUCCAAGUUAUGAAGGUGUAAUUGAUGAAUUUUGUCGUGAAAAAGGUUAUGGUCAUAUUCAACCAAAAGAUAAUCCAAAAGAACUUAUUUUUGUUCAUGUAUCUGAUAUUGAUGAUGAUUAUGUUCCAAAAAAAGGUGAUAUUGUAUCAUUUAAAAAAAUGUUAAUGCCACCAAAAAAUGAAAAAGUUAUGGCUGUUCAUAUAAAACUUCUUCAUUUAGCUGAAGGUGUUAAACAUGAAUCAUGGGAAGAAGCUGUUGAACAUGAUAUUGAACAUCGACGACCAUCACGAUCAGAGUCACUUCAACUUACACAUGAAUCAAAUGUUCAUCCUGAUCAUGGAAAUCAAGGUUCAAGUGGUCAACGACGAGGUGAUGGUACAGGAGAUAAAGAAAAAAAAAAAUAUGAACCACCUAUACCAACACGUAUAGGAAAACGAAAAAAACGUACAAAAGGUCCUGAAGCAGCUAAUAAAUUACCACAAGUUUUACCAUAUACACGUUGUCGUUUAAAACAAUUACGAUUUGAACGUAUUAAAGAUUAUUUAUUAUUAGAAGAAGAAUUUAUUAAAAAUCAAGAACGUUUAAAACCACAAGAAGAUCGUCAUGAAGAAGAACGUUCAAAAGUCGAUGAUAUUCGGGGAUCACCAAUGGCUGUUGGUACUUUAGAAGAAAUUAUUGAUGAUAAUCAUGCUAUUGUUUCAACAUCAGUUGGUUCUGAACAUUAUGUUACUAUAAUGUCAUUUGUUGAUAAAGAUCAACUUGAACCUGGAUGUACUGUCUUAUUAAAUCAUAAAGUUCAUGCCGUUAUUGGUGUAUUAGGUGAUGAUGUUGAUCCUAUGGUUGCUGUUAUGAAACUUGAAAAAGCACCAAAAGAAACAUAUGCAGACAUUGGUGGAUUAACAGCACAAAUUCAAGAAAUUAAAGAAGCUGUUGAAUUACCAUUAACUCAUCCUGAAUAUUACGAAGAAAUGGGUAUUAAACCACCGAAAGGUGUUAUCCUUUAUGGUCAACCAGGAACAGGUAAAACUCUUCUUGCCAAAGCUGUUGCCAAUCAAACAUCGGCAACAUUUUUACGUGUUGUUGGUUCAGAAUUAAUUCAAAAAUAUUUGGGUGAUGGUCCAAAACUUGUACGUGAAUUAUUUCGUGUUGCUGAAGAAUAUGCUCCAGCUAUUGUUUUUAUUGAUGAAAUUGAUGCUAUUGGAACAAAACGUUAUGAAUCAAAUUCAGGUGGUGAAAGAGAAAUUCAAAGAACAAUGUUAGAAUUAUUAAAUCAACUUGAUGGUUUUGAUUCUCGUGGAGAUGUUAAAGUUAUUAUGGCAACAAAUCGUAUUGAUAGUCUUGAUCCAGCAUUAAUUCGACCUGGUCGUAUCGAUCGUAAAAUUGAAUUUCCAUUACCAGAUGAAAAAACACGUCGCAUGAUAUUUAAAAUUCAUACUGGUCGUAUGACACUUGCUGAUGAUGUUAAUUUAGAAGAAUUAAUUAUGGCUAAAGAUGAUCUUAGUGGAGCUGAUAUUAAAGCUAUUUGUACUGAAUCUGGUUUAAUGGCAUUACGAGAACGUCGCAUGAAAGUAACAAAUGAAGAUUUUCGAAAAAGUAAAGAAACAGUACUUUAUCGAAAAAAUCAAGGUACACCUGAAGGAUUGUAUUUAUAA
Molecule: messenger RNA, 1752 nt
Organism: Rotaria sp. Silwood1
Lineage: Eukaryota; Metazoa; Rotifera; Eurotatoria; Philodinida; Philodinidae
Source: the annotation of a GenBank genome assembly